This is a messenger RNA of Formica exsecta, 2955 nucleotides long. RefSeq names its product lysine-specific histone demethylase 1A (gene Su(var)3-3). Lineage: Eukaryota; Metazoa; Arthropoda; Insecta; Hymenoptera; Formicidae. The transcript is spliced from 8 exons. The coding region runs from base 1 to 1536 and encodes 511 amino acids. Gene Ontology annotation, molecular function: oxidoreductase activity. The record is from RefSeq and is a predicted model, not a curated record.
AUGUAUUAUAUUUUUUUGCAGGUUCCAAAAGAUAAAGAUGAAAUGGUCGAAAGAGAGUUUAAUAGAUUACUGGAAGCUACUUCUUAUCUUUCGCAUCAAUUAGAUUUUAAUUAUGUAAAUAGUGCAGGAUCUGGAGGACAAGGCGGUAAUACGCGUCCAGUGUCCUUAGGUCAAGCAUUAGAAUGGGUGAUACGUUUACAAGAACAAGGCGUAAAGCAACGCCAAGUAGCGCAUUUGCGUUCUGUACUCUCAUUGCAAGGACGAUUAGUUACUAAUCAGCACAGAAUGAUUUCCAUUAUGGACCGUUUGGUGGAAUUGAAUAAACAAUACAAGGAAAUGACGGAAAGUAAAUUACAAACUCGAGAUAUAACGCAAGAAUUUGUGCUCCGAUCUAAGUUACGUGAUCUCCAUAAUGCUUGUAAGGAAUGGGAUCAGCUAUCAGAUCAACAGAAAGAAAUCGAAGCAAAGUUGCAAGAAUUGGAGGCUUCACCACCCAGUGACGUCUAUUUAUCGUCCAAGGAUCGGCAGAUACUGGAUUGGCAUUUUGCCAAUUUGGAGUUUGCCAACGCAACAUCUUUAUCAAACUUGAGCCUGAAGCAUUGGGAUCAAGACGACGAUUUCGAAUUCACCGGAAGUCAUUUAACUGUUCGCAACGGUUAUUCUUGCGUACCUGUUGCUCUCUCGGAAGGCCUCGAUAUCCGAUUGAACACAGCCGCCCGAGCGGUGCGAUACGGACCAAACGGCGUGGAAGUCUGGGCCGCACCCUCCCGUAGCCCGCACACAAAUCAUACCGUUUAUAAGGCGGAUGCCGUAUUGGUUACGUUGCCCCUCGGCGUCCUCAAGACGUCCUCGCCGCCUUCCGGGGUCAGCUUCACCCCGCAGCUUCCGGACUGGAAGUCUCAGGCGAUUCAACGACUUGGCUUUGGCAAUUUAAAUAAGGUGGUAUUAUGCUUCGAGCGCAUUUUCUGGGAUCCUACGGCCAAUUUGUUCGGCCACGUGGGAAGUACCACCGCGUCGCGCGGUGAGCUCUUCUUGUUCUGGAACUUAUACAAGGCGCCUGUCCUGCUGGCCCUCGUCGCCGGUGAAGCGGCUUGCGUAAUGGAAAAUGUCAGUGACGAUGUUAUCGUCGGCCGUUGCAUCGCCGUACUGAAAGGUAUUUUUGGAAACCAAGUGGUUCCACAGCCGCGCGAAAGCGUCGUGACAAGGUGGCGCGCGGAUCCUUGGGCACGAGGAUCUUACAGCUUCGUCGCGGUCGGCAGUUCCGGCAGUGAUUACGAUCUUCUAGCAGCGCCUGUGUCAUCCCCGCACAUGCUCAAUCAACCUCCGCCGCAGCCAAGAGUAUUUUUCGCAGGAGAGCACACUAUACGGAAUUAUCCGGCUACCGUACACGGUGCAUUUCUCAGCGGCCUUCGUGAAGGCGGACGUAUAGCCGACCAGCUUUGCGGAAGUCCUUACGCGCCACCGACAAUGGCAGCAUCCGCUCCGCCAGCUCCGGGGAUCACGUCAGCAAGCACCGGCAGUAGCUCGACGUCUUAGUAUUUUUGCGUCUUAGUAUUCUCGCUAUUAUGUUUUUUGUCUUUCUUUGAGCGAAUAAGCUCCGAGGAGAAAAUGGAGAGCUCUUUCUCGAAACUCUUUCGUGAAAGAGAUACAAGAAAAGCUCUCCGUGAGACAAUUCGGUCUCUGUGACAGCUCGACGACGGAAAACGCGCUCGUUGUGUUAGUGCUAUUAUUUCAACAGCUUACGUUUUUUAUGCGAUCGUUCUCGGUGAGUAACUUGAUCCGAUUAGGUAUUAAUUCGAUUGAAAGGAUUGACUGAAAGAAUAACUUGACAAUUUGCGAAAUGCUCAAUUUUUUGUGGCGGUGUAUCACGUUUGUCAGACAUCUCUCUAUCCAUGCACGCAAGUAUAUGCUGCUCAAAUAUUUUGUCUCUCCAUUAUCUAUACAUGUAUUUUACAUUAUAUUAAUUAUAUUUUUAUCCAUAGAAAGAAAUAAGUAUUUGUUAUGGCUUAGAUUAAGUAAUCCUUUACUUUCUUUUUCGUAUAAUAGAUAACAUGCUCUUGUUUAUUUUCUUCGUUCUCCCAAUUUUUAAUUAUGCUUCUGUUAACUUAUCUAUACGAUUUAUUAGAAUUUACAAGUUUUAUGCUAUAUAGAAAUGCUACAUACAAGACAUGAUUUUUGUAUAAUUGAAAGGUAUUAUUUAUAUAAACGUGCACUUAUACAUACGUACACUUAUAUAUAUCAAUAUCUAUAUUUCGAAUAAAUAAGAAAAGCAGUGAUGUGCUCGAAACUGUGUGUGAACCAACGUAAACUGUAUCACAAAAUGUGCGAAGUAAUGCAAAGCCAUAAAGAUAUAUCAUUUUAUGAUGCAAUAUAUAUUAUUUCGUGAUAAUAGAACAAUCAGAAUAGAGAACGAAUCUAAUUAUAUUCAUAUAAAACAUAUUUAAUAUAGCAAAAAAAAAAAAGAUAGACCUAUAAUCAUUUUUACAUAAUAUUAGUUUAUCGCAGCGUAUUUUAUUGUAUACAUAUGCUGAAUUUCAAGAUUUAAGUCUAUCAAAAUUGCUAGCAGAUAAAGCUAUCGAGAUUUCUUCGAAUGUUUGUUGCAUUUAACUGCGUGCGUUUGGACCAUUUUCUUUAAUUAUAUUAUAAAUAAUUUCUGUUUAUAUUCCCCAUCUCAAAUACCCAAUCAUUAUAAAAUAAUGCAGCAGUUAUAAAAGAUAAUUUUAAGGUAAGUUACGUUAUGGACUAUCAAUAUAAUGUAUUACAUUCCUGCGCAAGUAAAGCGCAUAGAAAUUUUCAUUCUACCGUUUCAGGCGAUUACGUAAAUAAUUAAUGUAAUUACAAACUUACAAACUAUACUGUGUUGCAGCUGAGAUUUGACACAUGCAUAUAUGUGGAAAAUAUAUAUGUAACAGAGAAUUUAUAUAUAUAUUACAAUUAAAAGAGAAUUGUUAUACA